Molecule: messenger RNA, 3698 nt
Organism: Cajanus cajan (pigeon pea)
Lineage: Eukaryota; Viridiplantae; Streptophyta; Magnoliopsida; Fabales; Fabaceae
Product: protein SMAX1-LIKE 7
Molecular function (GO): ATP binding; ATP hydrolysis activity
Source: RefSeq, a predicted model, not a curated record
GAACUACAUCAAGUCAUCAAUCCAAACUCCAACACUCACAAUCUCUCUCUCUCUCUCUCUCUCUUCUUCCAACUUCUCUCAUUUCUCACACACUCACUCCAAUAAAUAAUUCUCCCCUCCAACCCAAACGAAAUACUAAUACUACAUAAAAACAUCACUUGGAAAUACUGUUAUUAUUAUAUUAUUAUUAUUAUUACAUUUGCAUAUAUGCUCGCCGGCGAUGCCGACGCCGGUAAGCACCGCGAGGCAAUGCCUGACAGAGGAGGCGGCGCGUGCCCUCGACGACGCCGUGAGCGUGGCCCGGCGGCGCAGCCACGCCCAGACCACCUCCCUCCACGCCGUCUCCGCCCUCCUCUCCCUCCCCUCCGCCUCCCUCCGCGCCGCCUGCUCCCGGUGCCGCAGCUGCUCAUACUCCCCGCGCCUCCAGUUCCGCGCCCUCGAACUCUCCGUCGGCGUCUCCCUGGACCGCCUCCCCACCACGAAAUCCUCCGCCGCGGGCGACGGCAUCGAGGAGGGUCCUCCGGUCUCAAACUCCCUGAUGGCCGCCAUAAAACGGUCCCAGGCGAACCAGCGGCGGCACCCCGACAGCUUCCACCUGAUGCAGAUGAUUCAGCAGAACCAGAAUCAUCAAAGCACUUCUUCCCUCCUCAAAGUGGAACUCAAACACUUCAUUCUCUCCAUCCUCGACGACCCCAUCGUAAGCCGCGUCUUCGCCGAAGCCGGUUUCCGAAGCUACGACAUCAAGCUCGCCCUCCUCCAACCUCCCCCACCUUCCAGAAUCUUCCCUCGCCUCGCCCCGCCCCUCUUCCUCUGCAACCUCGAACCGCUUCAAGCCGCCGCCUCCAGCCCCACCCUCGACCCCAAUUCCCGCAGAAUCCUCGAGGUCAUCACCAGAAAGACCAAAAGGAACCCCCUUUUGAUGGGGGUCUUCGCCAAACCCGCUCUCAACACUUUCCUAGAAUGCGUCAAAACCGGUAAAGCUGGCCUUUUUUCCGAUGAACUCGCCGGGCUCACCGCCGUCUCCGUCGAGAGGGAGGUUUCUGAGCUCGUGAGGCACGGUGCCGGCAAGGGGAACGUUUUCGAGGAAUUGGGUCGGUUGGUGGAGCAGUGUUCCGGUGCUGGUGUUGUUGUGUGUUUCGGUGAGGUCGAGGUUUUUGUUGGGGAUGUGGGGAAUGAGGAGGGUGUUGGGUUCGUUGUUUCGCAGUUGACGAGGUUGUUGGGGGUUCAUGGUGGGAAGGUUUGGUUGGUGGGUGUGGCGGGAACCUCUGAGGCUUAUUCUAAGUUCCUCAGGUUGUUCCCUACUGUUGACAAGGAUUGGGAUCUGCAUCUCCUGACCAUGACCUCUGCCAUCCCUUCCAUCGAAGGACUCUACCCUAAGUCCAGCUUGAUGGGGUCCUUUGUGCCAUUUGGAGGGUUCUUUUCUACGCCAUCUGAGUUCAAAAAUCCCUCGAGUUGUAUGAAUGCUUCAUCAUCUUUAACUCGGUGUGACACAUGCAAUGAAAAGUAUGAAGAAGAAGUUGCUGAUAUUUUGAAGGUAGGCCAUGCUACUUCGGCAUCAACGAGCUUGCCUUGGUUACAAAAGGUUAAUGUGGACACAGAUAGAGGAUUGGAGGUGGCAAAGACUAAUGAAGAAAAUACAAGUUUGAACACAAAGAUCUUCGGAUUGCAAAGAAAAUGGAGUGAUAUCUGUCAUCGUCUUCACCAAAACCGAUCAUUACCCGAAUUUGAUAUCACCAAAACAAGAUUCCAAAUUCCUUCCCAUGAAGGGUUUCAAUUUGGUCCAGGAAGCAGCAGCAAAGGUCCACCUCACAGUGAACCCCAAUAUUCUAAUCAAAUUUCCUACAUGUCUAAAGAGUCACAAAGUGCAUUUCCAUUUAGACAGAUAUUACCAGUUUCAGCACCUUUUGACAGCGUUAAUAUCACUGAUGAAGCAGACCACAUACCAAAUGUUUCAAAGAGUGACAUGCAGAAUACUUGGAUUUCUCCUUCUCAUAAGGCCAAUAUGGGCCCUCUUGAUCACAAAUCAUCUUCAUCCCUCACUCCUGUGACCACAGAUUUGGGAUUGGGAACAAUAUAUACAUCAGCUGCUCAUGAGCCAGAAACUCCAAAACUAAGUGAUCAUAAGAAGCAUCUUCAGCACUUGUCAGACUCCCUUUCAACUGAUUUUGAUGCUUUGAAUGAGAAUACUUCACACCAAAUUGCUAGAUCUUCUUCCUGCUCUGGUCCAAAUCUGGAAGGGAAAUUUGAAGCAGUAGAUUUCAAGUCACUUUACCAUCUUCUCUCUGAAAAGGUUGGCUGGCAGGAUGAGGCCAUAUAUGCUAUCAAUCGAACCGUGUCGCGUUGUAGAUCCGGUGCUGGCAAGCGUAACGGCUCACAUGUUAGAGCUGACAUAUGGCUUGCAUUCCUUGGACCAGAUAGACUUGGAAAAAGGAAACUUGCUUCAGCACUUGCUGAGGCUUUGUUUGGAAACAAACAAAGCCUAAUCACAGUGGAUUUGAGAUUACAAGAUAGGUGUUAUCCAGCAGACUCGAUUUUUGAGUUCCAAAAUUCACAUUGUCAUGAUGUUCUUAUGAGGAAGACAGUUGUGGACUAUGUUGCUGGUGAGUUGAGUAAAAAGCCACAUUCAGUUGUCUUUCUUGAAAAUGUAGAUCAAGCUGAUUUCCUUGUGCAGAAUAGUUUGUUCCAAGCAAUAAGAACAGGUAAGUUUCAGUACUCGCAUGGAAGGGAAAUCAGCAUCAACAAUGCAAUCUUUAUUGUAACAUCUGGUGUGUUUAAAGGUAGUGCCACUUUCGAUUUGGAGGAGGAGCCUAAAAUGUUUCCUGAGGAAAGAAUCCUAGAAGCCAAAAGAUGUCAAAUGCAAUUAUCACUUGGACAUGCUUCUGAGGAUGCCAAAAGGAGUGGUUGCACAAAUGUGAAAGUUGCACAUAGAAAAGGGACAACGAAAACAUUUCUAAAUAAAAGAAAGCUAAUAGAAAGUGGUGGUUCCAAAGAGAAAGCAUCAUGCAAGACACUGAAACAGGUCAAGGAGGCAUCAAGGUCCUAUCUGGAUCUGAAUAUGCCUUUGGAGGAAGUUGAAGAGGGAAACAAUUACAAUGAUUAUGAAAGUGAAUCAACAGUUGAAGACUCUGGGGCCUGGCUACAUGAUUUGUGUGAUCAAAUUGAUGAAAAAGUUGUCUUUAAGCCAUUCAAUUUUGAUUCUCUUGCUGAGAAAGUAAUAAAAAGCAUUGACAUACAAUUUCAAAAGAUGUUUGGACCAGAGUUUGUGCUGGAAAUUGAGUAUGAGGUCAUGGCACAGAUACUUGCAGCUGCUUGGUUAUCAGACAAGAAAAAGGCAGUGGAGGAUUGGGUUGAACUUGUUCUUGGCAGAAGCUUUGCUGAAGCUCAACAGAAGUACAACUUUGCACAUGAAUAUGUGAUGAAACUGGGUAGCUGUGAAAGAUUUUUUGUGGAAGAACAAUCUCCUGGAGUAUACCUUCCAGCUAGAAUUAACUUGAACUGAAUUUUUGCUCACUAUGUAUUUUGUAAUUACUUGUAAAAUGUAGCUUGUAGGAUAUAGCAUUUGGUAGUCACUAGCAUUUUUCGGCUAAUCAAUACCACAAUUUUUUCUUUUGUGGUGAUCAUUGUGAUGCAAUUCCUAUGGUAAAAGAAUGUGUAUCUUUACCAGUUUUUCUUUUAGUUCUAAUGUCUUUUUGCAUUGA